AUGAGCGGAAAAAGCGGCUAUCUCAGCGAAAGCGGAGGGUUUGCCAAAUACAAUUGCGAGAAUUUCAACACUCCGAAGGCAUGCGCGGUCAAGACGUUUGUGAACGGAAGCGUUUGCAGCGUUUGCAUGGGCGGAGAUUUUGACUAUCCCGAGCUUACCAAGGACCAAAAGGAGGCUCGCAUUCGCGAGAAUAUGGCUAGAGCCAGACGUGGUGGCUCCCACGGUGGCUCCCGCGGUGCUUCCGGUGGCGGCCAGAACGGCUAUUAUGGCGGCGGACAGGGCGGCGGACAAGCGGACAGGCGGACAGGGCGGCUACAAUGGAGGCGGACAAUGAUCGGGCGGAUCGAACACGGCCACCAUGAAGAAGAACCAGGGCCGCAACCAGCCCUGGGAAGAGAGCACGAUACACUGCUCUGCUGCCAGUUCGACGCCUACGACAACCCGGCCAUGGACUUCGCAAAGAUGGCAGCCAAGGUGAGGCUCCCAACCCUAGACCCCCAAGACCUUGAGCUCACUGGCUAUGUGCUGGGCGCGAGCUGCCGUGAGGUCACAAUCAUUGGCUAA
Molecule: messenger RNA, 564 nt
Organism: Lasiosphaeria miniovina
Lineage: Eukaryota; Fungi; Ascomycota; Sordariomycetes; Sordariales; Lasiosphaeriaceae
Exons: 3
Coding region: 1-564 (187 amino acids)
Source: RefSeq, a predicted model, not a curated record